AUGACCAGUGAUCAGAACAAUGCCUCUCCGACACCCGUACCGCGGCCCAGUCGAGGCCGCUUCCUCAACCGUAGGCUUCGCCGUGCAUCUUGGAUUUCUCCAAUAACCGGAGAACGAUCCAAACGAGUUUUCACGUUGCGUGAAGCAUCACAUCGUCUCAGCGACAGCAAUGACGUCUCUGAGGCCACGCCGCUCUUGGACGGCUGCGCCGAGGGUACAACUCCUCACAACUCGGCAUGGAAGCUGGUUCAGCGAGCUUGCGUCGAGCGAGCUGACACCGCAUACACGUUUGCCACUUCGAAGAACGGCAUUGGCAUCCUGAAGUGUUCCCUGGCUUACCUUGUCGGUUCUUUAGCAACGCUGGUCCCGGCUAUUGCAGCUCUGAUUGGAAGCCGUCAAGACAGCAAGCACAUGGUAUGCACCGUGACAGUAUGGUUCCAUCCCGCGCGCAGCAUUGGAAGUAUGCAUGAAGCCACCAUCCUAGCGAUCAUAGCACUUUGCUAUUCCGGUUUCGUAUCAUUCACAUCUAUGGCUAUAUCCAUGCUGUUUGGGCGGAAUGAUCUGCUGGUUGUGGGCCAUGUCAUUGUGCUCAUGGUUUUUGUCGGGGGCGGCCUCGGCUUCAUUGCGUGGACGAAGCAGCGCAUGGCUCAUCCCUUGGUCAACGUCGCUUGCUCUCUAGCCUCGUUGGGCUGUAUCACGGUAUUGAUCAAGGAAGGCGCGGUUCAAGCAGGUGCCUUCUCUCAUGAGCGAGUGCUACAGAUCCUGCUCAUGGUGUUCGCUGGGGUUGUGAUCGUUUCUGUUAUCAAUGUGAUAUUGCUUCCAACAACUGCUCGCGGCUCCUUGGUCAAGGACAUGGGAACGAACACUGACCUCUUGGGUGAGAUGCUCAUUAGCAUUACCAGAGCGUUUCUACAGGGCCGUAAGAGUGACUUGGAAAAUGAGCAAUACAAGACGUUGGCUCAAGAACACCAGGCGUCUGUGGGUUCAAUGGGCAAGAACCUUUGCGAAGCCAAGCGUGAACUCUGGUUUCUUGGUCGCGAGCGACAGUAUGAUAUCGAGGAUAAGGUCGUGGACUGUCUCACUGGCCUCGCUCAAGAUCUUGGUGGUUUACGAAGCGCUGCCUUUGCGCAGUUUGCAUUCCUUGACGAAGCCCUCGCAGAAGCGUCACCAGGCACGGUGACACCUCAACAGAACGGCACGCCGAAUGGGCACCCUCAGUACCCAAGCAUUUUGGACGUCAUUACCGAAGCCCCAGAAGAGUCGCAGAGCGGAAGGCUCGUUGACUCCCCAGCCGGAACCAUCACGCCCACCACGCCUGACCGACGACAGAGCCUCGAAAGCAAUCCUCCAGCACUUGAUAAGCCUGCAGAUAUGUUCCUUGCAUUCAUUGCACAGCUGGGCCCACCCACGAAGUCGCUCGUCUACACUCUAAAGCAGAUACUGGAUGAGCUACCGUUCCGCCCAGCGGAGAAGACUGGCUUCAUGAACACAUACGCCAACGUGCCGUCGGUCGAAGUGGCGGUGAACGAACGCUUCCACAGUAGUCUGAAGCGGGCCAUUGAGCUGUACAGACAGUCCAGAAAUGAAGCACUGCAGAAGCUAUACGCAAGCCCCAUCGAUAGGCGCCCAGAAGCCAUCCUCGCCGACAUCGAAGAAGUGUCCGCCUGUUGCGGCCACUUUUCCUUCUCACUGCUAGAUUUCGCGGAAGACGUCCUGACGUAUCUGGAUGUGCUUGAGGAGCUUAAAGUCGAGUUGCAACACCCUCGUCGGUCGUGGCGCUGGCUAGUAGCUUGGUGGCCGUGUAAGACUGAGAAAGGGGAUGGAAAGCUUAGUGCGCCCCCCAAGCGCUUUCAAGGUCACAAUGAAGAUCACGACACGUCGCACGACAUACCCACGCACAUACAGCGCGCCGAUGCCUUCGCAGACCUGGAGAAGUCCAAGCAACAAUCCCCUUGGAGGUACCAACUUUAUCGCACCCUUGGCGUCUUCCGCCGUGAUGAUGUCCGCUUCGCGAUCAAGGUCGGACUAGGCGCUCUGUUGUACGCUUUACCAGCCUACGUUGCGAGCACUCGACCGUUCUUUGUACAUUGGCGUGGUGAGUGGGGCCUGGUCUCAUACAUGGCGGUGUGCUCAAUGACAGUCGGUGCAUCGAAUACUACCAGCAUCAACCGUUUGAUCGGUACCUGCAUUGGAGCUCUUCUCGCCAUACUCGCCUGGCUUAUAGCUAGCGACCACGGUGACGCAAAUCCCUGGCUUCUUGGUAUCUUCGGAUGGCUUGUGUCGCUUGGCUGCUUCUACCUGAUCAUUGCUAAGAACAACGGUCCCAUGGGUCGCUUCAUACUCCUCACCUACAAUCUCGGCGCUCUAUACUCGUACAGUUUGUCCAUUCAAGACGAUGACAAUGAUGACGAUGAAGGCGGCAUUGACCCUGCUAUAUGGGACAUCGUAAUGCAUCGCCUUGUUGCUGUCAUCGUCGGCUGCAUAUGGGCUGUCAUUGUCACCCGCUUCAUCUGGCCAAUCUCCGCGCGUCGCAAGCUCAAGGAUGGGCUAUGUGUCCUCUGGCUUCGUAUGGGUCUCGUGUGGAAGCGGGACCCGUUGGCUAUGUUCCUGCUCGGCGAGCCGCGCAGCAGCUAUAUGGAUAUCCGUGAAGAGGCUUUGCUGCAAGCGUUCUUGUCAAACCUCGAAGGUCUGCGUAAAGCUGCAGAGUCCGAGUUCGAGCUGCGCGGACCCUUUCCCGAUAAAAUCAUUGGAACUGUGCUGGAGCAUACUGGUCGUAUGCUGGACUCCUUCCACGCCAUGAAUGUUGUGAUCAGCAAAAACCUGCAGUAUACGCCUGGAGAGGCUGCCGUGCUGCGAUACACACGUCCGGAACGCUUCGAGCUUUCUGCACGUAUCAGUCAUUUGUUUUCUGUGCUAGCGAGUAGCAUGAAACUCGAGUAUCCGCUAAACGACGUCUUACCGUCGAUUGAGCACACCAGAGAUCGGCUGCUUGCGAAGAUCUCAGAGUUCAGGCGGACUGGAGAGGGUAGAGAAGAAGCUACUGAGCAGGACUAUGAGUUGCUUUAUGCCUUUGUACUGGUGACUGGCCAGUUAUCUCAGGACAUUCAAGCUGUGAGCGCCGAACUUGAAACGCUGUACGGAACUUUAAACGAGGACAACUUGAAGCUUCAGUAG
This is a messenger RNA of Baudoinia panamericana UAMH 10762, 3174 nucleotides long. RefSeq lists its product as uncharacterized. The record is from RefSeq and is a predicted model, not a curated record. NCBI's taxonomy places the organism in Eukaryota, Fungi, Ascomycota, Dothideomycetes, Mycosphaerellales, Teratosphaeriaceae. The transcript has 3 exons. The coding region runs from base 1 to 3174 and encodes 1057 amino acids.